AUGGACGAGGACUUUCUUCAUGCAAUUAAUGGUGACUGGGACUCGCUUGUCUUGGCCUUACGUGAGAACCGUGAGAUUGCUCAACGUACAGAUGCGAGCGGGAUGACAGUCUUGCAUUGGGUCUGUUUGCAUCAGGACACACCCACCGAUAUUGUAGUCAAGGUCGUAUUUGCCAACCCGUACGCUGUACAUAUGCGCAAUGAAGCUGGUCAUUUACCAAUUGACUUGGCUGUACAAGCGGAAUGUGGCGAGCGUAUACUAGAAGUCCUGCGCGCCGCUGCGCACGGGAGUCGGAGGCCACAUGAUGACGAGAGAGAAAUAUAUCAACAUGAAUAUAUGGACAAGGAUGAAGGUGAAGAGCCAUCGAAUGAGACUAUGGACUAUCAGCUGCCGUAUAAUAAUCAUACGAUCCUCCAUGACGAUGAUAUUCGUGACGGCUCGGAUUACCAACCACACCAGAAUCAUACCUAUUAUGGAGAGGAGGAUGACGACGCGAUGGACGAAGAUGAAUUGGAGUAUCAACAUCAUCAUCGGCAUUAUCAUUCACAAACGUUCCAGCAACAACAGUCUUUGUCUAAAGGCAAACUUGAGAGGAGUUUAUCGGACCAGGACUCAUUUCUUAACCCACCACGGGGUAAUUACGAGAGCAAAAGUAUGUAUGCUGGCUUUGUUUCGAAUCCUCAAGAACGGGACGACGGUGAAAUGCUGUCAAGAAGUGAUCCACACGUGAAAUCUCUAUUGACAGAGCAGCGACUUCGUGAGCGUGAGAACGACUUGAUCUCCAUUGCAACAGUUGAAGACUCAAUGCCGCUCAAUAUGUUUGAUCCAUCAAAGGGACCUCCUGGCAUGGCAAUGAUGUCAAGUUUUCACGUGCCCAAGGAAGUCAAGCCAAGCCAUGGCAAUGUCAAUAUGGUCUCCAAGAGUCUAGGUGCGGGUCCUCGAAGUAAGACGGCAUUUCCACCACGGUGGAAGCAAUCAAGGAUGUGUCACGUAUGUGCAUGUGGAUUCACACUUGUAAAACGCCGUCAUCAUUGUCGAAACUGCGGUCAAAGUGUCUGCAGUCAGCAUUCGACAAAUCGCGUGUCAUUGCCAAAAUUUGCACUAUCGGAGCCACAACGUGUGUGUGAUCAGUGUUUCUUGAGUGGACAUCACAUUAUGGUGCCAAGUCAAAGAGGUACACCAUCCAUUGCUAGCUCUUAUCAGUCUUUACCAGCUCAGUUACAGCAAGAGGAGCUACAGCAUGAGCAGUACCAGCACGCUCGCUUUCGAUUAGAGCACCUUAACCAUCAUUCAAACGUCAGCGUUAGUAUGGUCGACAAGGAGACAACUGACGAGGAACGUGGUUGUUGGCAAAAGAAGGCAGCAUAUGAGCAAUGCUUUGACAAAUGGUACACGGACGUGUUUUUGCAACAGAAAGCACAUGGCAAAUUAGGCUGUCAAAAGGAAUAUGAAGCAUAUACAAGCUGUUAUAUGAAGGAACUGAAGAAGAAUAAAAUACUCAUGGAAAGUAUCAAGUCAGUCAUGCAAUUAAAUGAGAAGGAUACAUACGGAGGCUCAUGUAAUUGA
Messenger RNA from Peronospora belbahrii, 1566 nucleotides. NCBI's taxonomy places the organism in Eukaryota, Oomycota, Peronosporomycetes, Peronosporales, Peronosporaceae. The record is from the annotation of a GenBank genome assembly.